AUGCCUCACCAUCAUGCCGAUAUGGUGAUGAGGCAUACCCUCCUCCCACGAGAGGUCGUCCCUUCACACCGAAUACCAUUCCUGGUGCCCACCGCCUCUCAGAAUCUCAACAUGCCCUCUCUGGUAGCAAGAGCUCCGGCCUCGUCAGAGACGGGCUCGAGUGGAGGUGAAAAGCCCACCAGUUCGAUGACUACCACGGUUUUGCCCGUCGUUCUAGGUGCUGGUGUGCCCAUUCUAUGUGCCAUCGUGGUCUUGAUUUUCCUCCACCGACGACACGUGAAGAGGCUGUUGCGAGAGGAUGCAAACGACAAACACAAGUCUCUAGACUUUGGCAUGGACGUCGUGGGUCCCUCAGGAGGGCGCAAGAAGAAGGGCAUGCCCAACGGACUGCCUCAGAUGAUGGAACCUAGUCAUACCAAGGGCAUGUCUCUGGACGUGCAUCCCUACCUGCUUCCUCCGGGCCUCCACCGUUCCAGAGACUCGCUGCACUCGCUCUCUCGGUCCAUCGAUGAUGACAAGUAUCUCCCAGCUACCUUUAUAACAAACGAUAAUGGAUCUGUUCGAUCGUUCCCCAGAGGCCGGGACGAUGCCUCGAGCUUCACCGGGUCAACCAGUCGUUUCGGAGUGGAGGAGCCAAACUCGGGACUUUUGCGAAAUGCCCAACGCAUGUCCCGCUCGUCCCCCCCGCUCUAUCCCAGCCCUUCGAACGAGUCUACUCCGCAACCACCUCCAACACACCAGAACUAUCUCGGUCCGCUACCAGGGUCAACGCCGAGUCCUUCAGAGCACGACGAACGUGGAUUAGCGAUUGGAAGCGCAACCACUGAUGCUAAGAGCAGUGAACGGGCUGCUCCGUCGGAGCUGCAUUUCAACCUCAACUCGGAAAAUAGCCUUCAUUUCGAAAUUGAAAGUCCCCUCGACGGCACCGGCAAUGAAAACACAUACCACGAAGAGCGCCUCAACUUUCCCUUGCCGGAGGCGGCGCCAUUCCAUGAGGAGACUCAUCAUGAGCAAAGCUCCACGAUGCAGCUCCCCCGGAUUUCACUACCGGCAAGCGAUGUGACCAGCAGCGAUUAUGGAGAUGAGCGCAAGUCAGAGCUCAUGAUCCCCGCGGUGAAUGUGCACAGUAUCGAGGAUGGCGAGCACGAUGCCAGCAGCGACAACAAACCGCCGGACCUGCCAGAGGAGUCCCCGAACCCGGCCCUUGGUUACGACAACCGCCGUGACACCCGUCGGCUGACUCUCGGAGUGCGCCCGCUCCCGCCAGAUGAUCCGGCCGACAACCCGGAGCAGCGUGCCAACCGAAUUCGAUCCUUCUACAAGGAGUAUUUCGAUGACAGCAAGCGCGAAACCACCUACUACGAAGACUACGGCUCCGAUUUCUAUGACGGAGGCUACGUCUAUGAUCCGGUCUCCGGUGAUUAUUACGAUGCAGCUCCACCCGUUCCGUUUGCCGAACCCGUAGGCCGUCGUGCCAUGACUCCUCCGCCUCGCGCUCCUCCGCGCUUCCAGGGGGCCGCCCGUCAUAUGGCAACCAACUCGGCCGGCUUCAACGGCUUCACACCGGGCCCGCGCGCGUUCUCCUCGGCGUCUGGCCGACUUCCCGGUCCCCGGGGCCCUCGGAAGCCGAUGCCCCCUCCAGCACCACUUCAACUCCUCCCUACUCCUCACAUGCUGAAAGACGACUCCAUCAUGAUGGCGACUGAUUUCGCACCCGGCAUGAACGUCAGAGACCGGCGUGGAGGUCGCCCAGAGACUCCCACGGGCGGCAUGCAUCCCUUCAGCCCGGGUCUCCGAGCUCACACCCCUCUGGCAUCGGCAUUUGAUGAGCUUGCUGUAAUCCCCAGCCCCCACGCCUUGCGAAAAUCUGGCACGUACACCAGUCUGGACUUUGCCCCGCCGCCCCGCUUCAAGAACAGCGACACUGGCAGUGACGCCGGUAGCAUUCGCAGUAACCGGACCGGUAUCUCGAACACCCACAUGAACAACAUUCGCAUGGGUAAUUACCGCAUUAGCCGGCUGCCGGCGGACACGGUGGGCACCAAGGAUGACCUGAUGGCCAGUCUGCGCCCGAACUGGGGUAUGCAAAGAUAAAACAUCUCUGCGCAUCUUUCACUGUCACGACUAUGUUGUUUUGAGGUCCUUGAACCUAUAAUGACCUGCGUUUUAUCUCAUGGUACCCCGGUGCUCUCGACUCUAGGGGACCUUUUAUUUGUCUCCCGUCCGAAACAGUUUCAUUUUUUGUCAUUUUGUUUUUCUAUUCUGGAACAUCUGCCACGGCGUAUAUAGAUGAUGGUUGGAUCCUCAUUGCCCCCCAUACUUUGGGAAUUUUAUUUUCUUCUGCCCCGGGCGCUUGCUCGUCGGGCUGUAUAUAUUCAUUGAAUCAU
Penicillium cinerascens is the source of this 2387-nucleotide messenger RNA. RefSeq lists its product as uncharacterized. The record is from RefSeq and is a predicted model, not a curated record. NCBI's taxonomy places the organism in Eukaryota, Fungi, Ascomycota, Eurotiomycetes, Eurotiales, Aspergillaceae. The coding region runs from base 1 to 2094 and encodes 697 amino acids. The transcript is spliced from 3 exons.